CAGAGUAACAGCAUCACUUCACAGUUUGCAGCUCUCACGUAAACUCAGGAUGUCCGGGUUUGAUCUGUUUGAUGCUCUUGACGAUUCGAACAGUGGAUCAGCAUCUGGAUCCAAUCAGUCGUCCGGCCAAGGUCAGCCCACAAGUUCAGCGGGUAUAUGGCCGGAAGGUCAGUCUGGAGGUGGAGGUCCAUGGCAGGGAGGCGGGGGUCCAUGGGGAGGAAACCAGUCAGGGGGUGGGGGCAUGUGGCCUGGGGCUGGUGGAGGAGGAUCGAAUCCUUCGCCUGGAGGAUGGCCGAGUCCUGCACCUGCCUCUGGACCUGGACCUGCACAUGGGGGAGGUUCCACGCCUGCAUCUGGACCUUCACCCCGCCAGAGUCUGUCAGUUCCGUAUCGACUGAAUCUACGUAAUGGAGUUUACGACGGACUGCUCUUUGUCAUUAAAGGAGUCAUCAAACCCAACGCCAACAGGAUCACAAUUGACAUGUGCACCAAAGGGGACAUUGCCUUCCACUUCAACCCCCGCUUCAACGAGGGCGGUCAGCAGGUGAUUGUCAGGAACAGCUGCCGGAAUAAGAAGUGGGACAAAGAGGAGCGAGAGCUGUCAGGAUUUCCCUUUGUUCCUGGGCAACCGUUCGAGAUGGAGAUCUUGUGCACCUCCUCCGACUUUAAGGUGUCCGUCAACCGCUCCCCACUGCUGACUUUCAGACACCGCAUCUCUGACCUGAGGUCCAUCAGCACCCUCUGCAUCUACUACGACCUCGACCUGAUCAGUGUCGACCAGAGGACUCAGUAGAGAGAAACAGCCAGGGUCUCCCAGACGUCCAGGAGAGACUCGGCAGAGAGCUGCUGGAGAUCCACAUUAAGAACCCACAGAUGAAAAUAACAACUACUGAAACAGUGUUUACUCUAGAGACACGAUAUGAGACACUUGCAAAAUAAAGUUUUAAGAAUUCAAUUUGAGAUUCUUCAUCAACAAAGAUCAACUGAAUUUGUCACAGAGAUCAAUCUGAGCUGUACGAGACAUCUUUCAGAUGGAGGUCCUUUUCAUUUAUGAAAAAAAAAUCUGUAAGAUUCACAAGCAAUCUACUGGGAAUCUGGAGAUCUAUCUACUGGAAACCCUGAGUCCACCAGAGACCUGCUGGGGAUCUACCAAAGACCUGAUCUAAAAGAGUUCUGUGAAGAACCUCUAACAUUGUAGGUCCCUUAAACAAACACAAAGAGAAACGUGAUUCCGUCUGUCGGAGCUCUUCUACAUCUUUAAUUUUCACUUUUGUGAUCGUAGUUUUUUUUUACUGACAGCAAGAAACAUUAAAGAAAUAUUAAAACAACAACAACAACAAAAAAAAAUCCGUCUGUGUAUUUCAUGUGUUCUUUUAAUGUGAUUUGUGAGUUGUGACCACUGGAUGACUCUGGAUUUGACAGGAAGACGUAUCAGUUCUUCACAAGAGUGGAACUCUGAGGGUAAAUGUUCUCGAUUCACUUAAAACCAUCAGUGGUGGCCGGUACGGUGCUGUUGGCUGUUUUGAGGGAAAAGCUGCGACGUACAUAGUGAGAACUUCAGAAAUACGGCAAACGCUGUGGUGCCAGACACUCUGAAGCAUUAACCUCAGAAAGCUUCAAAAACGUAUCGCGACGACGCCGCAGGGGGGAGUGUAGGAGUGUGGGGGAGUGUUGCACUGACAGGUUGGGGUUAAAAAGGAGGAUGUGGCAACACACCUGGAUGCUGUUAG
Molecule: messenger RNA, 1730 nt
Organism: Salarias fasciatus (jewelled blenny)
Lineage: Eukaryota; Metazoa; Chordata; Actinopteri; Blenniiformes; Blenniidae
Product: galectin-5-like
Exons: 7
Coding region: 50-793 (247 amino acids)
Biological process (GO): eosinophil chemotaxis; positive chemotaxis; monocyte chemotaxis
Cellular component (GO): cytoplasm; immunological synapse; nucleus
Molecular function (GO): IgE binding; laminin binding; disaccharide binding
Source: RefSeq, a predicted model, not a curated record